Messenger RNA from Salvelinus fontinalis (brook trout), 2259 nucleotides. RefSeq names its product cation channel sperm-associated auxiliary subunit beta-like. Gene Ontology annotation, cellular component: cilium; CatSper complex. The record is from RefSeq and is a predicted model, not a curated record. NCBI's taxonomy places the organism in Eukaryota, Metazoa, Chordata, Actinopteri, Salmoniformes, Salmonidae. The transcript has 16 exons. The coding region runs from base 1 to 2259 and encodes 752 amino acids.
AUGUGGGAGACGUCAGAGCUGAGGCAGAAGGGUGCGAUGGUGUCAGUGUUUGGUGUAAAGGUAGAGGAUAUUUUUCAACGUCACACCAAGUUCCCCCCGGUGAUUCUAGACUUCCAGCCCAGAGGGAUCUUCCUGUCUGACAACCAUGUUAUUUUGUACGGCUCAGAGGUGUGGACAUCGUCAGAUAGAGGCUCUACCUUCACGUGGGUGUUCUCUCUAGACAAUCAGAUGGUGAUAGACGCGCUGAGCUGUACUGUCAAUGGUGUGGUAGUGUUCUUUACUGACCAUGGAAACCUCUACAUCAUGAAGUCAGGUCUUGCCAGGUUUGCGUGGUUGAACGAGACCCUGGAUGUAACCAGUACUCUACUGUGUGGUCACAUGGGCAUCCUGAUUGCUGUUCAGUUGGACAAAGACAAACCCAGUGGCUUUAGCCACAGGAACAUCGAGAUAGACCAUCUCAUAGAGAAACAUGAGAUGGGUUUUGACAAAGCCCUGGCCCUCCAGUACCUCACAGACCACACAGUCCUGCUCCACGAGAAUGCUGUCAUCAAUGACCAUGCUAACGGAAACAACCGCCAGGGCAGGACCAACCCUCUCACCGUGGCACCCGCCAGCCACUUCUCACCUAACCACGUGGGCAAGGUCAUCUACUUCAGUGACGGUGGGAUGGUGGUGAUCACAGAGGUGUUCCGGACUCACUAUCAGGGGGGGUUCUCCGGGGCCAUCGUCGGGGAGAUCCUGGAGCCAAUCAAAGGAGCCAGCCUGAAUGCGGAGCCUAUGCAGUUAUGUGACCUGUUGGUGAAGACGGGGGAGCCCGAGGGGCUCAUUGUUACACUGCAGCUCAAAGACCUAGAUCCGUCCCAGGGGUUUAAUUUGUCCCACGUGGGGAAGGCUGUGGUAGCACCAGGCUUCAGCAGUUACCUCAUCACAGGGCUGGUGCACAGCGGCAGUGCCCUAGCCAAACCCACUAUGCCAGCCCUAGUGCUCCCCCUGACCAGCCAACGGUCAGGAGAGUGGCUGCUCUUCCACUCUGCAGGCCGGGGGAGCUGGGGGAUGACCCUGCAGUCAUUGGACGGUGUGAGGAAUAACGCUCUGAUAAGGAUCAAUGUCAGAGAAGAGCUCAACUUCACCUUCAAGGCCUUCAUGUCCGACUACUCUCUGUCCAUGGUGUACCAUAAGAAGUUCAUGCGUGUGGUUCUGACCAACCCUCUGGCCUUCCGAGUCACAGCCAGACACUCCUGGGAUGACACCAACAACCACAUACUCACCCUCACCACCUUCAGUCACCUCUGCAAGAAGGCAACCACCACAGUGAUGGUAUACAUCCCAGAAGCCUCUCUGUUGUGUAGGUCCUCCUCCUUCACCUUCACGCUACAGAACUCCUGCCCCGAGGGACUCCAAAUCGUCUAUGUCUCCCAACAGCCAAUCAGUGACCACGAAUGGAUCCACACGGAUCCAGUAGAUCACAUGAACAACAAGAGGCUCUUCAACCUGCCUGUGAACUACCGGCCUCCCUCCCAACUAGGUGUUUUAAUCCCGACCACAGACAAUAUCUAUAACGCUGACCCAAGUCAUCCCCACCCCAGACAGUUCUACCCCAUCUCCAAGAACUCUGGUCGGUAUAAGCAGUGUGCAGGGAAAAGGUCAGCAGAGGAAUGUGGCUGUACAGACAGACUGAAAGUCUCUCCUCUAGCCAUCAACUCUGACUGCAGACAGAGGGUGCUGAGACUAACGUUUCCUGUGACUGACUUCAACAUCACCUUGUUCCUGAGGAGAACCAACCACGCUGACCACCCGCUCUGCUCUCCUUACUUUGUUACUGUCACGGAGGUCAACAACCGGACCAGCUGGAAGGUCACAGGGACCCAUGCCACCCCCACCAUGGACAGGAUGAGACAAUAUUUUGAAGACAGUCUAAAGAACAAUCUCUACAACCCAGAGGGACUGCAGAUCAGCCUUUAUGGCUCUGAGCUUUUCCACUUCCGUAUCUCUGUCAUUCCUGGAGUUGUGUUGUGUGACCUGGUGGAGGAGGUACAGAUCUACGUAGACGAGCCUCCGCUGGCGUUCCCAACCCAACACCUCGUCAACAACAUGACAGCCAUCAUCCUGGGAGGCUUGCUGCUCGUUGGCUUCCUUCUCAUAUACAACGGCGUUGCCAUGCCAACCAAGAGCAGCAUCAAAACCCUCCUCAAGAAACACAAGCCCACCAUCUCCCCAACCAGGACCCAGAACUCUACCACAACACAGGGACAUGAGUAG